Acanthochromis polyacanthus (spiny chromis) is the source of this 3087-nucleotide messenger RNA. RefSeq names its product G2/M phase-specific E3 ubiquitin-protein ligase-like. Lineage: Eukaryota; Metazoa; Chordata; Actinopteri; Pomacentridae. Gene Ontology annotation, molecular function: ubiquitin-protein transferase activity. Gene Ontology annotation, biological process: protein polyubiquitination; positive regulation of protein catabolic process; proteasome-mediated ubiquitin-dependent protein catabolic process. The coding region runs from base 287 to 2134 and encodes 615 amino acids. Gene Ontology annotation, cellular component: nucleus. The record is from RefSeq and is a predicted model, not a curated record. The transcript is spliced from 11 exons.
AGCUGUAACCCAUCAAGCUAGCAUACCUGUUACUACACAUGAGAGCGCCAGAGCUGCUCCGAUCUACAAUCUGCGUCCGUUCACUCGAAACUGCUCAAGACCAAAAAGGUUUCAGCCACAGUUAAGGACACGUCCUGUUUCUCAACAUUUCACCAAAGAAGUAAUUCUCCUGCCGGACCAUACAACUACAGGUGUGCCAAGAAGAGCAAGCAAAGCUUGGCUCUUUGAAAAUGGGCAUGUGAAAUCUGCUCUAGAAUUUGGCUGUGACUGGGACUCCAACAAAGUCAUGCAGUCAAUAAGAACAGCCUUUCAGCCAGUUGUGGAGGGUUGCAGGCUACAAAUCUUGCUCCCGUGCCACUUUAAACUUGUUGAGCCAUCUCUCAGCCCAACACAAACUUUAAAUGGAAAACUUGUGAAAAAACUUUUUCAUCAGAAGUCCAUUUUUGUCAGGCCUGAUAAAGUCAUUUUAAGUGAGGACAAAGAAACGCUACUUUCUGAUGAGGAGAGAAGCCAUACAAACAGCUGUGCAGACAUUCCCAGCACUGACCAAUGUGGGAUUGAGGGUGCACUGGACAUUUCCAAAGGUCUUGUGUCAACCAUUUCCACUGCUGAGGCCCAGCCUCUCUCCAAUAUUUCCUCCUUUGCUGAUGGUGAUGAGGUCAUCUGGUGUGUUGCAUCUUCCAACUCUAGUGACAAUCUUGCUAUGUCCACUAGUGCCACUGUUGCCACUAUCGAUGACAGUGUAUUGUUGUCCAGUGGAACAUCAGCCAUCUCCAGCGACAACACCCAUGGCUCCUUGCUUCAGCCCUCUGUCAGUGUUAGCGAGGACUCAGCUGAUUCUUCUGCUAAUAACGCCUCCAUUCAGUGCCGUGGUCCCACUUGUCCCAGUGGAUCGGGUAAUCGCUCAUCCAGCACACCCUACAGUACAUACCUUGACCUGUUUGAGGAAGAAUACCUCUCUGAUGAUCCAGAUCUCCAGGAAGCCAUUUCAAGGUCUUUAGAAUCCAGUACAAGUGAGAGUGAUUUAAAGAUGACUUUGGAGAGACUGAUGGAGCAGAUUGCUUCUCGAGUGAAUGAUGACAACACUGUACGCUUCAAUAUUAUGAGAAGGAAUGUGUGGGAUGGAGCAUCCAGAGCCAUGGGCAGAUCCAAUUUUUCACCAGAAAAGAGGAUCGAUGUCAAGUUUACUGAUGACUAUGGAACAUCUGAGGGUGCUGUGGACAAUGGAGGACCUACGCGGGAAUUCUUCCGACUCUGCCUACAUGAAAUAAAGGACAAAAUUGGCAUCUUUGAGGGUCUAUCCAAUGCCAAAGUUCUCACAUGCAAUUCAAAAGCAAUGAAAGAAAAUGGAUACUUCUAUGCUGGCCAGAUAAUGGCAAUGUCAAUUGCCCAUGGGGGACAGAGUCCAUGUUUUCUGUCUGAGGUCUUGUACGAAUGUCUGCCAAAGGGUCCAGAUGAUGUAAAGGUCAAAACUGAUGAUAUUGCUGACGAAGAAACAAGGUCGCAGGUACAGAGGAUCUUACAAGCUGAGACUGAAUCACAGCUCCAAGAUGCGGUUACACAGGCAGCGAAUCUCAUUAGUAUGGCUGGUCACAAUGUUCGCAUAACAUUGGAAAACAAACAAGAGACGGCUUUGGACUUGGCACACUGGUACGUCCUCCAACGGACCCGUGCACCUUUUGAAAGGUUCAGAGAUGGCUUAACAGCUCUAGGUGUCCUAGAGGCUGUCCAGAGAUACCCUCUACAGAUGAAGUGCCUUUUCGUCAGUGGUGAAAAGGCUUUAACAGCGACUGAUAUCGAGAGUCUCUUCCAGAUCAUUCACUCCGAAAGAGGAAGUAACGCAUUCCAGGAAGAGUGCCGGACCAUGACUUUUUGGCAAGACUAUCUUCAGGAUGCUGAAUUUGAAGAAGGUGUCUCUCUGGAAGAUAUUCUGGUUUUCUUCACCGGAUGUGACAGCAUUCCAGCUCUGGGCUUCUCUCCAAAGCCAAGCCUUGAGUUCAUUAACCAUUCCCGAUUUCCAGUGGCCAAUACAUGUGACAACAUUCUUCGCAUUCCAUUACAUGCAUCAUACACUGCUUUCAAACAUGACAUGGAUUUUGCCAUACGCAAUUCACCAGGAUUUGGAAGAGCAUAAGAGGUACUGUAAAGGUUUGUAGAGGUUGAGUUGUGAUGAAGAUAUUUGUGUUUUUUUUAUUUUUUUUAAUGCCCUGUUGAUACCUUUACAUAUUAAUGCUGCAUUUUGUGUAAUAGAGACUUAAAUGUCAUCAGCUGUAAAUUCAAGAUGGAUGAAGCCGCUGUGACAUCACGCUUUGUCACCAAAGCGAGUAAACCAGAUGUCUCAGACUGAGAAACUAAGAAGCAUGGCACACUCAUGCUUUAUCUCCUUCCUGAUUCUUAACUGGACCAUAAUGUCAUGGAUAUGAUGUAGAAUUUAAUAAGUCUCGAAAACUGUGAUUACUGUUUACUGUACAACCAAUAGAGAGAGAAUGCAGGUUGAAUUGAUACACAACCUUCCCUGUUUAGAUCUGGAAGCUUCAUCCAUCUUAAAUGUUCAGUAUGUCUAGAAAUGUGCAUCUCACCACUCAUAGUUCUUUGUUACAUUUUAAGGUUUUCAGGUGUUCAUAAUGUAAAAUUUUGAUUGUUGAGAUUCAUUUUGCAAAUCAAUGGAUAGGAGACAAUUUUUAUAAAAAAGAUAUUGUCCUCCUAAGGGUUAGAAAUGUGAAAAGAAAAUACACUGUUACAGUACCAGAUAUGCUUUUGGAUAAAUUAUCAUCUUUUUUUUUCUGAAAUUGUACAUGAACAAUUGUCCUGCAAUGUAAAAAGUGAAUUAUUUUCCCAACAAAGGCCUUGUCUCUAUAAGUUCAUCUGGAUUGCUCCAACAUGUCACUUAAACAUAGCAAUAAUAUUUGGAGAAAAGUUCUUGAUGUUGCAAAACAACUGUACACAUCCUAAUAAACAGGUUGUUUAAACAUAGUGGGUUGCUGCUGAAGGGAAGACUGAUUGUAGUGAAGCAGUGUUGCCCAACCCCGUUGUUUCUUGAUGAAUAGUUGUAUGGGUUUCUAACAAUUAAAGAAUGCCAUGUUCCUA